CCCCACCAACAGCCGCCCACUGACUAGACGGGGAAACAAGUCCAUGCCGCACUCUCGGGCAAAUUCACAGCAGGCACUUCAAAUUGGCUUAGGGCCGUUAUGAUUUGCGCAUAAUGUCGGCAGAUGUCGGAAUCCAGAAAUUCUCCUUCCCCUUCUCCUGCUCUGGCCGGCAGAAUGACGAGAGCCAGACGGGAUGCAUCCAGGUGAAGGCCCCGGAGCUCAGCGGGCUUACAGAAAAUCCUCUUUUAAGCAGGCCGAGCGCUGUUGCCUUUGAGGGGAUUUUGGCAACCUGCGCCAACCCAACAUCCCCCGCUCCCAAAACCCCCACCAUGGAGGUCCAAGCCCCACAGAGCGCCGUGCUUUCCCGCCGCAGCGUCUUUGAGAAGCUGGCGGCCGAGGCCGAGGACCAGCGUCCCACGGCCAAGAGGCAGCUGUCGUCCGAGAGCGCCUCCAGGAACAUCGCGGUGGUGAAGAAGAGCGCCGUGAGGGCGGAGGAGCCGCAGAGCGACGUCAAACCCAAAGCACAAGUCACACUGAGGCGCACAGCCACGGCUUCAGUGGGAAGGAGGAAGACGCGGAAAGAUCUCUUUGCCAACUCCAACAUCUUCCACCGGCUGGAUUUGCAUGUCAUCAGGGUGGGUGCAGAGCUUAAGGAAAAAGACGUUCGUGACGUGGCGACCAUUGUCCAGAACAUUGCCAGCAUUGCCAAGACAGAGUUGGAGAAGAUCCGCGCCAUCUGGGUUUGGCUUUGUUAUAACAUCGAGUAUGACAUCGGCGGCUACCUGGGACGAUCGGAGAAGCUGUGCUCGCCGGAGGAAGUGAUCGCGACUGGUCGCGGGGUUUGCUGUGGCUACUCCAGCCUCUGUCUGGAAAUGUGCAGGUUGGUGGGCAUCGAGUGCCAAGAGGUGGCGGGCCACAGUAAGGGCAUCGGCUACCGCCAGGGGCAGAGCCUCCGGAACGUGAAAUCGGAUCACCUAUGGAACGCCGUGCUCUUAGGUGGACAGUGGUUCCUAAUGGACGCCUGCUGGGGAGCCGGACGGGUGGACAUGGAACACGAGAGCUUCGUCAAAAGGUUUGACGACUUCUAUUUCCUGACGGACCCGGAGGAGUUUAUCGAGUCGCACUUUCCGGACGAAGAGCGAUGGCAGCUUCUGGAGGUGCCCGUCAUCCUGGAGGACUUUGAGAAGCGAGUCUUCAAGACCUCAGCCUUCUUUGACAUUGGGCUCCGGCUCCUUCAGCCUCAUCACUGCCACCUCGUCACCGAUGAAGGCGAGGCCAACAUUUCCAUGAGCUUCUCGCGGCCUGUGACCUUCACCUACGAGAUCACGCCGCAGCAGGACUUCCUCCACUCGGGUACACCGGAACACAAGGAGAGUGGCCACUCGUCCUUCGGCAUACUCAGGGUGUCCCAACGCAGCAUGAACCUUCAGCUGCUGCCGCCUGAUAGCGGCCCCUACCAGCUGAGGCUGUACGCCAGGCCCGAGAGCGCCACCACCCCCCUGAGUUGGGUGUGCUCCUUCACCGUGGAGUGCCCACGACCCAGGGCCACCGAGGAGAUCCCGGAGAACCCGUAUCUGUCAUGGGGGCUGCAGCCAACGGCCGGGUCCUUGGGAGUGACGGGUAGCAAUCUGGGCAGCGAGGUGGGCGAGGUGGAGGACGGGCUCUUCAAGUUAGCAUUGAGGACGUCACGCUCGCUCAUGAUGCUCUGUGAACUGGUCCACCCGGACCUGGAAGCUUCGGUGACAAAGCGUUGCUUAGCGCCGCAGAUCCAAGCGGAGCUUCUGACUUGCCACGUCCUCUGCCCGUCACGCGGCUUCUACCGCCUCUCUGUCUUUGUGCGCGACUACGAGAAGAUGGACGUCAAGUUCCAGAACGCCGCCAACUUCCUGCUGCACUGCCAGGUGAAUGCGAUCGGCCAGGACGAGCUCUUCCCGCCCAACCUGGGCUCAACGUGCGGGCCUGGCACCCGCACCUCGCAGGCGGGCUUGUCCAAAUUCAGCCACACGGCGGCGCUGGUGAGCACACCACAGGGCAAAUGCAACAUCACCUUCCACAACCAGCGAGACCUCGACCUGCACACCACGCUCAACCAGGCCGAUGAGGACAAAACCUCGGCCUUCCCGCUGGCGCGCCACCUUUUCUGCACGCACACUGACAGCAAGGUGACGGUGAGCGUGGGCCUGCCGGCCGCCGGCACGUAUCGGCUGGGCUUGUACGCCAGGAUCGCCCCCGACGGAGACUUUAACCCCAUGUGUGACUUUGUGCUGAGGAACAGCUGCGCCCAAGCGCGCCUUCCUUUCCCUCGCGUCUACGCCGCCUGGAGCAAAGGCUGCGUGCUUUUUGAGCCCCGCGACGGACUGCUGGACGCCGCCUCCUGGGUCCGCUUCCGGGUGAGGGUCCCGGGGGCACAGCGGGUGUGCGUGGUUGGUGACGGGCGGACGGAUCUGAAAGUCAACAAGAGCCGGGUCUGGGAAGGCGAGGUGUUUAGCGCGGAGGCUGUGGCGGAGCUCAAACUAGCGGCCAACUUGGGAGAUUCUGGAGAAAUGGCUGUUUUGAUGACCUUUGACGUCAAAAAGCCGACGUUUGGGUGUUUACCUUGAGAUUCAGCUUAAGGUCCUGCUCUUUGUCCUCACUAGUAAGACAAUUCAAGCUUUGAAAGCCAUUUAAGCAUUUGAUAUCCUUGAGAGCCAUCUUAAGGUGAAAUCUCGAUCAAAAGAAUUCCUUUU
This is a messenger RNA of Syngnathus typhle (broad-nosed pipefish), 2726 nucleotides long. It is a transcript of the gene ky, whose product is annotated as kyphoscoliosis peptidase. The coding region runs from base 114 to 2600 and encodes 828 amino acids. The record is from RefSeq and is a predicted model, not a curated record. Lineage: Eukaryota; Metazoa; Chordata; Actinopteri; Syngnathiformes; Syngnathidae. The transcript has 7 exons.